Molecule: messenger RNA, 2105 nt
Organism: Stegastes partitus (bicolor damselfish)
Lineage: Eukaryota; Metazoa; Chordata; Actinopteri; Pomacentridae
Product: heparan sulfate glucosamine 3-O-sulfotransferase 5
Exons: 3
Coding region: 116-1153 (345 amino acids)
Molecular function (GO): [heparan sulfate]-glucosamine 3-sulfotransferase activity
Source: RefSeq, a predicted model, not a curated record
GCAGAUACCAGAUGUGCGCGUGUGCAUGAAGACGUAUCCAGGUGCAAAACACCACCUCUGGCAGUCAUGAGGAAUAGAGGGCUGAAGACGCAGUCCUGAAGAUUGAUGGAGGGCCAUGCUAUUCAAACAGCAGGCAUUGCUGAGACAAAAGCUCUUCGUUCUGGGCAGCCUUGCUAUCGGAAGUGUCCUCUAUCUUGUGGCCAGGGUUGGGACUUUGGAUAGGCUACAGCCCAUUUGCCCCAUUGAGAGCAGACUGCCCCCUCCAGAACCAGAGCAAAUCCCUCUCCGCACCCUGCAGUUUAAGCGUGGCCUGCUCCAUGAACUACGUAAGGGCAAUGCCACCAAAGAGCAAAUCCGCCUGCACAACCUGGUCCAGCAGCUGCCUCGGGCCAUCAUCAUCGGGGUGCGCAAAGGGGGCACCCGCGCCCUGCUGGAAAUGCUCAACCUGCAUCCCGCAGUGGUCAAGGCCUCACAGGAGAUCCACUUCUUCGACAACGACCAAAAUUACGCCCGCGGCAUCGACUGGUACAGGGGAAAGAUGCCCUUCUCCUUCCCUCAUCAGAUCACCAUUGAGAAGAGCCCUGCCUACUUCAUCACAGAGGAGGUCCCUGAACGCAUCUUCAAGAUGAACUCUUCCAUCAAGCUGCUGAUCAUCGUCCGAGAGCCCACCACCAGAGCUGUGUCCGACUACACCCAAGUGCUGGAGGGCAAGGAGCGCAAAAACAAGACCUACCACAAGUUUGAGAAGCUGGCCAUCGACACCAGCACCUGCGAGGUGAACACAAAGUACAAGGCCGUCCGGACCAGCAUCUACACCAAACACCUGGAGCGUUGGCUCAAGUAUUUUCCUGUGGAGCAGUUCCACAUCGUGGAUGGGGAUCGGCUCAUUACGGACCCGCUGCCGGAGCUGCAGCUCGUCGAGCGCUUCCUCAACCUCCCGUCUAGGAUCAGCCAGUAUAACCUGUACUUCAAUGCCACCAGGGGAUUUUACUGUCUGCGAUUUAACAUUGUCUUCAACAAGUGCCUGGCAGGCAGCAAGGGCCGAAUCCACCCAGAAGUGGACCCGUCAGUAGUGACUAAACUGCAGAAGUUCUUUCACCCCUUCAAUCAGAAGUUUUACCAGAUCACUGGUAGGACAUUCAACUGGCCAUGAUGAGUUUAAACUCCUCCAAUGAGAUUCUUUGGAUUGGUGUUUUUUUUUUUUUUUAAUUUAAAAAAAAAUAAAUGCCAAGUUACAAGAUCUAAAACGAUAUUAAUAGCACUUUGAUUGAAUUUAAUACAAGAAUGACAGUGUGACCAAAUAUAAAAGGAACUUGAUGUAAGUUUGUUUUUACGUGUGUGAAAAUACAAAAUAGUUUGAUGGUUUGACUAAAAGAUUCAGUUCAAAGCACUUGAUCUCGCAAAUUAAUUCAUCUGUCUGUCAAUGUUUUCCCCGUGAAGAAAAAAAAAACUGAGCUGUGUGAUUAACUAAAGAGAUUAUUUUUAAAAGACUAUCAAACACUGACAUUCAUGCUGUUAAGAUAAGCUUUAAGUGUGCUGCUUUUAUUCAUGAUAAAACACCUUCAAAGGCGACAAAAUGACAUCUGAUAAACAACAAAAAUGUUCAUUUGUUCCCCAUCAUGUUGUUUACUUGACCAAAAUUGCAUGUGCAAUCCAGAUGCCAUUACAACAUAGUAGACUCUUGUGUUAGUUAUCUUCUGUUUGUUCAUAGUCUUUUAUUUAAUACCCGCUGUGAUCAGUCCAUUAGAAGGUGGCCUCCUUUAAUUCUCAACACAGCACCCAGUCUGACGAACAGACAAGGCUUAUCAGAAUAGAUCUAGUGUUUCAAGCUUGACUGUCACCAUGUCCCAAACCUUUAAAGCAUUUAAAACUUGAGCUUGUGUUUUUUAAUGUAACUAUGCUGUUUCUUUCCCCUACAGCUGUCUCAUUGGUUUGCCAAACACCCAGCAAAAAAGCCAUAGUGGGAAAAAAAAAAAAGAAAAAAAAAAAGAAAGUCGUCCUCUGAUGAUUCCUGUCAAACCAAUUGUUUAUUCUAUGAUGAUUAGCAAAAUUUGUCUGUUUCUGUGCAAAUAUUCAUUCUGUAUCAUAAGUGUGUUGUUAAAAAA